Messenger RNA from Prorocentrum cordatum, 1517 nucleotides. NCBI's taxonomy places the organism in Eukaryota, Dinophyceae, Prorocentrales, Prorocentraceae. The record is from the annotation of a GenBank genome assembly.
AAACCAGCGGUAACUUCAGACAACUUCCGACCAUGUCGUUUCGGCUCACAGCGCAACGUCCCUCCUCCCUCCCUGGUCCCUCCUACCUCCCCGCGCCGUCCCAGACCUGGGCCGCGGCCCCGGCAAGCCGGCAAGGCCCGCCCGAGGGGCCCAUGCAGCCGGGCGGCAUCGACCCUGGGGUCGCCGUCGCCCGAUGCGUCUCCGACAUCGAGGUUGCGGACAUUGUGGCGUUGGACCUGGAGUUCUCUGGCCUGUUCCUGAGGAUGGGCCGCGACAGCCCGCCUCCGGCGCUGGAGGAGUACUUCGCCAAGUGCCUGGAGUCGGUGCCCCGCUUCCUGCCGCUGCAGCUCGGCGUCUGCUGCGCGAGGCAGCGGCCAGCACCGUCACCCGGUGCCGGCGGCUCCGCGUGUGGCGCCUGGGAGCUGCGCAGCCACGAGUUCAACCUGUGGCCCGGGCCGGGCCGGCGCGUCUUCAGCGCGGACAUGGAGUCUUUGAAGUUCCUCCGCCAGCACGGCUUCGACUUCAACGCCUUCCUCGAGCAGGCGCACCCGUUCGUCCGCCUGCCACAGAAGGCCGAGGCAGGGGGCGCCGAGCCCGGCGCGUCGAAGAGCGACCUCGGGCCGCCGGCCUGCGCGACCCGGGUGCUGGAGGCGAUGCGGCGCACUCGGGUGCCCGUGGUGGUGCACAACGGAUUGCUGGACCUCCUGCACCUCUACGACAAGUUCGUGGCCGACCUCCCGGGCGACUCCCGGGCGUUUGGCGGGGCGUGGCUCGCCAACUUCCCCCUGCUCUUUGACACGCGGCUGGUCGCGCAGGAAGGCCGGGGCAGGCAGUUCUCGAUGCUGGGCAGCAGCCUCACGCUGGAGCAGCUGCACAGGCACCUGGCCAGCCUCCCGGAGCUGGCCGUGCGCUUCGAGCGGUGCGGGCCGCUGGACGGCGCGAGGGGCGCGCACGGCUCCUCUGGCUACGACGCGACGCUGACGGCGGAGGUGUUCAUCAUGGAGGUGGACGCGUGGCUUCGGCACGAGGACUCGCAGAGCAGGAAGCGGCGGCGGACCUCGGCCUCGGCGGCGGAUGCCGGCGCCUGCGCUGGCGAGGGCGAAGGCGCCGCGGCUGGCGGCAGCCGAGGCGCCGGGAGAUGGCGGCGAGGAGGCCGGCGGUUGGACCGUGGUCGGCGGCGGGCGCAAGAGGCACCGAGGCGGCGCCCCCACCGAGGGGCCCGCCGCGCUCGGGCUCGCCUCGGCGGCCCUGCUGGAGAGCCACCCGGCGUGCCAGCGCCUCCGCAACCACAUCGCCUGCGACCGUCGUCGGGGCCAGCGCGACGCACCUGCACCUCGCGGAGCUCCCGGGCGCAGGUGCCCGGCAGCUUCCGGGCGCUCCCGGCGGCUGAGGCCCGGCGGCCUCGCCUCGAGCGGCUCCGUGCUGGCGGCUGCGGCCCCAGACCCCCGACGUCAUGAUUUUUUCAUGACGCGACCCCGAGAGUCAGCAUCGUUUAUCCGACCCCCAUCCCCAUCCUC